Messenger RNA from Rhineura floridana, 1848 nucleotides. Its product is annotated as keratin, type II cytoskeletal 6A-like. Gene Ontology annotation, cellular component: keratin filament. Bases 93 to 1835 code for a protein of 580 amino acids. Gene Ontology annotation, molecular function: structural constituent of skin epidermis. The transcript is spliced from 9 exons. Lineage: Eukaryota; Metazoa; Chordata; Lepidosauria; Squamata; Rhineuridae. The record is from RefSeq and is a predicted model, not a curated record. Gene Ontology annotation, biological process: intermediate filament organization; keratinization.
UGGUCUCUCUCUCUUUCUCUCUCUCUCUCUCUCUCUCUCUGUAUCAUAACCCACUGGCUACGUUUCCUUCUGUAUUCUUCGAAUCAGACACAAUGAGUAGGCAAUUCAGUUCUAGGUCCGGGGGUGGGGUCAGGACCUCCCGUGGCCACUCUUCCUCCACUCUGGUCAUUCCCGGUGGGACACAAGGCAGCUUCAGCUCGGUUUCUUUAUCCCGAGGUGGGAGAAGCAGUGUAGGGCUAGGAGGUGGCUUUGGGAGCAGAAGCCUCUACAGCCUAAGGGGUACCAAGAGCAUUUCCAUUGGCCCUGGUAUGGGUGUAGGUGGAAGCUACUGGAGUAGUGGGCUUAGCAGCGGUGGUGGAGGAUUUGGAGCCGGGGGUUAUGGCACUGGGGGUUAUGCACUGGGAGUGGGGGGCUUUGGUGGUGGAGGAAGGAUAGGCCCUAUUGUUCCUCCUGGGGGUAUCCAGCAAGUGACCAUCAAUCCCAGCCUCCUGUCACCACUCCACCUAGAAAUUGACCCAGAGAUCCAGAAAGUACGUGUGCAGGAAAGGGAGCAGAUCAAGACCCUCAACAACAAGUUUGCAUCAUUCAUUGACAAGGUACGGUUUCUGGAGCAGCAGAAUAAGGUUCUGGAGACCAAAUGGAACCUACUGCUGGAACAUGGAAGCACAGCUCCUAAGAUCAGCCUUAAGCCACUGUUUGAGUCUUACAUCAAUAAUCUCAGGAGGCGAGCAGACUCCCUGAUGGGUGAUCAGGGGAGACUGAAUGGAGAACUCAGAAAUGUGCAGGAUCAAGUGGAAGACUAUAGAAAGAAAUAUGAAGAUGAAAUCAACAAGCACACCGCUGCUGAAAAUAAUUUCGUUGGCCUCAAGAAGAAUGUAGAUAGUUCCUUCUUGGGCAACGUAGAGCUGAAAGCAAAGGCCGAUAGCCUGCAAGAUGAGAUCAACUUCUUGAGACAUAUCUUUAAGGAGAACAUACAGAUACUCCGAGAACGCAACACCAGUGUUGUCCUACAAAUGGACAACAACCGAGAUCUAGACCUCAACAGCAUCAUUGCUGAAGUAAAAAAACAGUAUGAAGAAAUUGCUAACAGGAGCCGGGCUGAGGCAGAAUCCUGGUAUCAAAGCAAGUUUCAGGAACUUCAGACUACAGCCAUUGGUCAUGGUGAUGACCUGAAGAACACCAAGAAUGAGAUUGCAGAGCUGACUCGAGUCACCCACAGACUGGAAGCAGAAAUUGAUAAUGUGAAGAAACAGAUUGCCCAGCUCCAGACAGCUACUGCUGAUGCUGAACAACGAGGGGAGUUGGCUCUGAAAGAUGCCAGAGUGAAACUCGCUGAUCUGCAGCAUGCCCUUCAAAGUGCCAAGGAUGAGCUGGCACACCUACUGCGGGAUUAUCAUGAGCUGUUGAAUGUCAAAUUGACCCUAGAUAUCGAGAUUGCUACAUACAGGACUCUGCUAGAAGGAGAAGAAUGCAGGAUGUCUGGCGAAUUCACUACCCCUGUAAGCAUGUCGGUGAUCAGCAGCACCUCUACCAUUGGUGGAAGCAGUUACGGCCUUGGUGGCAGCGGCGGAGGUCGAGUGAGCAGCGGAGGAUUUGGCCUGGUUGGUGGCAGCGGUGGCGGCGGAGGCAGCCUUAGUCUUGGAAUAGGUGGUGGUGGUGGUGGAAGUUCUGCCAGUUAUGGUGUGAGCAGUGGGAUCACUGCAGGAGGGAGCAGUUACAGUUCUGGAAGUGCACGAGUCUUUGGUGGGGGACUGAGUGCCGGAGGGGGAGGUGGCUCCUCAAGUGUGAAAUAUGUCUCAACAACCUCGUCAUCAAGCAGGAAAGGAGUCAGAUAAAAUGGAAAACACA